This is a messenger RNA of Zymoseptoria tritici IPO323, 777 nucleotides long. RefSeq lists its product as uncharacterized. The record is from RefSeq and is a predicted model, not a curated record. Lineage: Eukaryota; Fungi; Ascomycota; Dothideomycetes; Mycosphaerellales; Mycosphaerellaceae. The coding region runs from base 1 to 777 and encodes 258 amino acids. The transcript has a single exon.
AUGGUGUCUUCGUUCCCCGCGCUGUCGACGACCGCUCUCAAGACUUGCAUUGAGACCAAUCUGCCACUGUACUCAUCAAUUGUCCCAGCCAAGCUCACCAAGCUCGACGAAUUUCGAUACAACCUUCGUCCUCGUAAGAACGACAGCACCUCGUCCUCAGCACCGACUCUUUCCAAAGACGACUUGAUCUCUCUCGUGGAAUGGAAGCUCUCCCACGGCACCUUUCGUCCAGCGCUCAAGAAUCUCGUUGCGUCCAAUUCAGAUGACAUCACCACGGACACGAUACGUGAAGCAUAUGCUCUCAUUCCUGACGGUACAAUCGCGGAGAGCGAUGUAAAGGCCUCGCUUACCGUGUUGACGAGACUACGAGGCAUCGGACCUGCCACGGCGAGCUUGGCUCUGUCAGUGCUGCGGCCGGAUGAAAUUCCAUUCUUCUCCGAUGAGCUCUUCCGCUGGUCAAUGUGGGAGCAAGGCAAGGGGAAAGGCUGGGAUCGGCCAAUCAAGUACUCUGUGAAGGAGUAUUUGGAGUUAUUUCGCCUAAUUGCGGAGGCGCGGGAGAAUGCAGAUGGAGAAGUGAAGGCGGUGGAGCUGGAGAAGGUGGCGUACGUUUUGGGCAAGUCGAAUGGAGGCAAGGCGGGUACCAAGCGAGCUGCAAUGGAUGAGGAGAGUGAUGAGGUAAAGCCUGAGGUGCGCGAGAAGAAGAAGGUGAAGGUCGUCACGAAGCCCGAGAAGAGAUCGACAAGGUCGUCCACGAAGACAAAAGCCGAGGACUCGUGA